AUGGGCCCCGCGCCGAGGGAGCCCAUGAAGCAGCGUGUGAGCCGCUGCCUGCUGCGGCUCUCGGACCGGGACACGGAGGCGAUGGCCGCGGCCGAGCUGGACGCGAUCGCGCGCGAGUUGGACGCCGACGAGCUGCCGGUGUUCGUGGCCGCGGUCUCCGACGCGCGGCCAACCGACAGGACGCCGCUGCGGCGGCACUCGCUCCGCCUGCUCGCGCUCGUGGCCGGCGAGCACCCGCGGGCCGCCGUCGCGCCGCUCGUGCCCAGGCUCCUGGCCGCCGCGCUGCGCCGCGUCAGGGACCCGGACUCCUCCGUGCGCGCCGCGCUCGUCGACGCGGCCCGCGCCGCGGCGGGCGCCGCGGCGUCGCCGCCCGCGGCGCUGGCCCCGCUCGCGGACGCGCUGCUGCACGAGCAGGACCAGUGCGCGCAGCUGGCCGCCGCGCUCGCCGCGGCGGCUGCGGUCGAGGCCUCGGAGCCCACCGACGACCUCGUCGCCUACCUCCGGGGGCUCCUCCCGCGACUCUACAGGCUCCUCCGCAGCACCGCAUUCAGGGCCAAGCCAGCGCUCAUCUCCCUCAUCGGCACUGCCUCAGCCGCCUCUGGCGGGGGAGCCGCCUCCACCGCCGUGCCUUGCCUACGCGACGCGCUCACUGGCGACGAUUGGGCGGCGAGGAAGGCUGCUGCCGAAGCGCUCGCUUUGUUGGCCCUCCAGCACGGAGGCGAUCUCGUUUCACACAAAUCUUCUUGCAUUACCGUAUUCGAAGCCAAGAGAUUCGAUAAGGUGAAAAUAGUGCGCGAGUCCAUGAACCGGAUGAUCGAAGCAUGGAGGGAGAUCCCAGACUUGGAUGAGGAGGUCUGCUCCUUCGACGUGCCACCAUCGUCCCAGUCUACAUCUUCUCUCACAGAUACCGCUGAUUCCUUGGGCUCCACCUCCACCCCUUCAAUUACAAGGAGGAACUCAUGGCCGACUAACAGGCAGCCCCCACCGGACGCAUCGCAUAAUGUCACCAACAGAAAAGGCAGCACUCCUUCCAUCAUAGGCAAGAAAAUUUUGCCUCCUUCACGCCGCAGCACAAACCAAGCCAAGAAAUUUGAAGGCAGGGUUGAUGUUACCGUCGCUUCAGAUGCGACGCCAGCCAAAAUGGUGACCGAGGAAAAGCUCCUGAAUGAGGGCAGCGUUAGAGAGAGGCUUGAAGCGCGGAGGGUGCUGUUUCAGAAAACUGGUGAGAAGGGUUACAAGAAGCUGGCUGGUCCCAAGUCAGGAUCCAGAGUUUUUCCAUACAGUGGGGAUGGUGACUUUGAAGAGACGGCUGAGACUGAGGAUGCACCUGACGAACUUCAGUCAGCUCACAAGGAUGAGGCUCUGUGGAAGAUCAGGUUGCAGCUUGUUCAGAUUGAGAAUCAGCAUGCCAGUUUGCUUAAUCUUCUCCAGAAAUUCAUGGGGAGCUCCCAGAACGGGAUACGUUCCUUGGAGACGAGGGUGAACGGGCUGGAGAUGGUGUUGGACGAGAUAUCCCGUGAUUUGGCUGCUUCCUCCGGAAGGACUCCAAACAGCGAACCUGACACAAUCGCUUGCUGCAUUCUGAGCCCAAAGUUCUGGAGAAGACACGACGGAGGCAGAUACACUUCCAGGUACUCUGUAUCCGAUGCACCAGACUACUCCGAGGAGAGGAAAAGUUCUUACAAGUGGGACAGGCACAAGUUUGGUGUUCAUGGCGGUUCGGUCACCAAUCCCUUAGCAGAGCCAAAUGAUUCAUCUGCAAGGAGCAUAGCUGUUUCCCAGGAAGGGAGGAGAAGAGACUCGAUUCAAUACAGAUCAAGGUAA
Molecule: messenger RNA, 1824 nt
Organism: Zea mays
Lineage: Eukaryota; Viridiplantae; Streptophyta; Magnoliopsida; Poales; Poaceae
Product: TORTIFOLIA1-like protein 3
Exons: 4
Coding region: 1-1824 (607 amino acids)
Cellular component (GO): microtubule
Molecular function (GO): microtubule binding
Source: RefSeq, a predicted model, not a curated record